Molecule: messenger RNA, 1050 nt
Organism: Monascus purpureus
Lineage: Eukaryota; Fungi; Ascomycota; Eurotiomycetes; Eurotiales; Aspergillaceae
Source: the annotation of a GenBank genome assembly
AUGGACCUAAACCAUUUUUCCUAUAUGUCCUUCUCUGAACAAAACACUAUAGGGUCAUGGUCUUCCUCUCCGAACCUCCCUCCCCGCCCACCGCAGGAGGCACAGAGCUUUGGCAAUGGCGCCCCGUCUAGUUACCGAUUCCGUUACUCUAACUGUACCGGACGUCGCAAAGCCCUUCUUAUCGGCAUCAACUACUUCGGACAGCCCAAUCAGCUGAAGGGCUGCAUUAACGAUGUCAAGGAAAUGUCCAUUUUCCUCAACAAGCGAUACGGCUACCGGAGGGAGUACAUGGUCAUCCUCACCGACGAUCAGCAGAAUCCGAUGAGCAUUCCCACAAAGGCAAACAUGUUGAGGGCCAUGCAAUGGCUGGUCAAAGGCGCACAGCCCAAUGACUCGCUCUUUAUCCACUAUUCUGGGCACGGUGGUCGGACUCCGGAUCUCGAUGGCGACGAAGACGAUGGCUUUGAUGAUGUCAUCUAUCCUGUUGAUUACAGGAAUUCUGGACACAUCGUAGAUGAUGAAAUGCAUGACAUAAUGGUCAAGCCGCUGCAGCCAGGCGUUCGGCUGACAGCUAUCUUUGACUCAUGUCACUCCGGAACCGCUCUGGAUCUUCCAUAUGUGUACUCGACCCAGGGAGUCCUGAAGGAGCCGAAUUUGGCCAAGGAUGCUGCACAAGGCCUUUUAGAUGUGUUCCUUUCUUACGAAAGGGGUGAUCUCUCCAGCAUCGCUUCGACAGCAGUGGGCCUGUUCAAAAAGGCCGCGAUCGGAAACUCGGCGCGAGAGAAGACCGUACGAACCAAGACAUCUCCGGCAGAUGUGGUCAUGUUCUCGGGGUCAAAGGAUACGCAGACAUCGGCGGAUACUUUCCAAGGUGGCGAGGCAAGAGGCGCUUUGAGCUGGGCGUUCAUCAAGUCAUUGAAUCAGCGACCAAACCAGAGCUAUCUGCAGUUGUUGAAUAGUAUUCGAGCAGAGCUCGAAGGGAAAUAUUCUCAGAAGCCGCAGCUGAGCUGCAGCCACCCCCUGGAUGUCAAUUUGCUUUUUGUAAUGUGA